AUGGCUCGCCCUGCCCACGAGGAGGGCGGCCUGUGCGGGGCCCGGGGCCCAGGGCCCGGGCGCCCUAGGAGCCCAGCGCCCGGCUGUGCGGGGACCGGAAGCGCCCGCCGCCCGCUCUUCCGCCCCGGGACGCGGGCGCGGGGCCCCGAGCCGCGCCGGGGCUGGGGCGCGAAGGGAGCCUGUCUGCACCCGCCGGCCCUUUGUCCUCGGUUCCCCUCCGUCUCCUCCCCGGAGGCCAGAGCAGGCCCGAGGGAGGACCAGGCCUGGCGGCCCCACACCCGGCCCGCGGGCCUAGAAUCCCAUCAGAUUGGGGGCCCGGUUGGGAGCCAGGAGGGCAGGCAGGGGACAGGCCUCGCCCUGCGCCUGGGCCGGGAGAGCGGCCUGAGCCCGGCGCCCUGCGGGGUGUGCGAGGGCAGCAAGAGCUCGGGCGUAGGGGCUGAGCGCGGCCACUGGCAGUCGCGCACAGGAGGCCCGCCCCCCGGGGCAGCCGCGGCUUCUGAGUGGCUGCUCGCGGCGCCCAUUGGGCGCUUCCCCGCCCCGGGUCCGGGAGGAAGACGUCGGCGCCGGAGCAGGCUCGGACAUGGCGAGGCGGCGCGCCGGCCCGAGCGGCGGGGCCCGCCGCCGCCGCCAACGGCGCACCAGGAGCUGGGCACCGCGGCAGCGGCAGCGGCGGCGGCGUCGCGCUCGGCCAUGGUCACCAGCAUGGCCUCGAUCCUGGACGGCGGCGACUACCGGCCCGAGCUCUCCAUCCCGCUCCAUCACGCCAUGAGCAUGUCCUGCGACUCGUCCCCGCCCGGCAUGGGCAUGAGCAACACCUACACCACGCUGACGCCGCUCCAGCCUCUGCCGCCCAUCUCCACCGUGUCGGACAAGUUCCACCACCCGCACCCGCACCACCACCCGCACCACCAUCACCACCACCACCACCAGCGCCUGUCGGGCAACGUCAGCGGCAGCUUCACCCUCAUGCGCGAUGAGCGCGGGCUCCCGGCCAUGAACAACCUCUACAGCCCCUACAAGGAGAUGCCCGGCAUGAGCCAGAGCCUGUCCCCGCUGGCUGCCACGCCGCUGGGCAACGGGCUAGGCGGCCUCCACAACGCGCAGCAGAGCUUGCCCAACUAUGGGCCGCCGGGCCACGACAAAAUGCUAAGCCCCAACUUCGACGCGCACCACACUGCCAUGCUGACUCGCGGGGAGCAGCACCUGUCCCGCGGCCUGGGCACCCCGCCCGCGGCCAUGAUGUCGCACCUCAACGGCCUGCACCACCCGGGCCACGCUCAGUCCCAUGGGCCCGUGCUGGCGCCCAGCCGCGAGCGGCCACCCUCGUCCUCGUCGGGCUCACAGGUGGCCACAUCGGGCCAGCUGGAGGAGAUCAACACCAAAGAGGUGGCCCAGCGCAUCACCGCCGAGCUGAAGCGCUACAGCAUCCCACAGGCGAUCUUCGCGCAGAGGGUGCUGUGCCGGUCUCAGGGGACGCUCUCCGACCUGCUCCGGAACCCGAAACCGUGGAGUAAACUCAAAUCUGGCAGGGAGACCUUCCGCAGGAUGUGGAAGUGGCUGCAGGAGCCCGAGUUCCAGCGCAUGUCCGCCUUACGCCUGGCAGCAUGCAAACGCAAAGAGCAAGAACCUAACAAAGACAGGAACAAUUCCCAGAAGAAAUCCCGCCUGGUGUUCACCGACCUCCAACGCCGAACCCUCUUCGCCAUCUUCAAGGAGAACAAACGCCCGUCCAAAGAGAUGCAGAUCACCAUUUCCCAGCAGCUGGGCCUGGAGCUCACAACCGUCAGCAACUUCUUCAUGAAUGCCCGGCGCCGCAGCCUGGAGAAGUGGCAAGACGACCUGAGCACAGGGGGCUCCUCGUCCACCUCCAGCACUUGUACCAAAGCGUGAUGGAAGGACUCUCAGUUGGGCACAAGUCACCUCCAAGCGAGGACAACAGAUACCAAAAGAAAACACAAAGGAAAAAGACACCGGAUUCUUAGCUGGGGCCCUUCACUGGUGAUUUGAAAGCACAAUUCUCUUGAAAAGAAACUUCUAUUCUAGCUGUAAUCAUAGGCCAGGUGUUCUUUUCUUUGUUUGUUUUUAAUGGCGAUGGGGUCCAGGUGCGAGCUGGAAAUUAAUCUCUUUGAACCGGACAUUGUCCUCUGAGCAUGCUAAGCAGCCCAGAAACCCAAAUGGGGCCUUCCUGGAGCAAGUUAAUUUCAGUGUGGUGACAACCAAGCUCAAGAUUGCUUAAAAUGUCAACAGUCCCACUUUGGGUCCUGUCAACCUCUUGCCGUCGGAGUUCCCACGGGUAACGGUGGGAAUGUGGCCCUGUAAGGACUCUGAGUUUGGGCUCCCAAGAUGCUACAAGGAGAGAAGAAUCUAGCAACAAGAAUGACCUCAUUUGCUUUCCAACUGCUUAGCCUCAUCAUACCACAGUACACAAUGUUCACAGCCAUAACGUAAAAAACAUCAGAAUGAUAAUUACUGAGCACAAGUUUUAAAUACGGAAGUUAAAAAAAAUAACAACCCAAGGACCUGUUUUUCCAACUCAGGCAUCUUUUCAUUCAAUGGCUUAGAAAGCUUUAAGUUGAUCCAGUUUACAAUUUUCUUUUCCUUACCUCCUGGAAAUCUCGCGUGGUCUUGGAUCCAUCAAA
Messenger RNA from Ceratotherium simum simum (southern white rhinoceros), 2639 nucleotides. RefSeq names its product one cut homeobox 2 (gene ONECUT2). NCBI's taxonomy places the organism in Eukaryota, Metazoa, Chordata, Mammalia, Perissodactyla, Rhinocerotidae. Gene Ontology annotation, molecular function: RNA polymerase II cis-regulatory region sequence-specific DNA binding; DNA-binding transcription factor activity, RNA polymerase II-specific. Gene Ontology annotation, cellular component: nucleus. The record is from RefSeq and is a predicted model, not a curated record. Gene Ontology annotation, biological process: regulation of transcription by RNA polymerase II.